This is a messenger RNA of Solanum dulcamara, 1020 nucleotides long. RefSeq lists its product as uncharacterized. NCBI's taxonomy places the organism in Eukaryota, Viridiplantae, Streptophyta, Magnoliopsida, Solanales, Solanaceae. Bases 147 to 740 code for a protein of 197 amino acids. The transcript is spliced from 3 exons. The record is from RefSeq and is a predicted model, not a curated record.
CACUCUAAAAGAUUUCACCUAGUAAUAUGUAUCACUUGACGUGGAGCACUCCAUUCCCAAACCUAUAAAUACACAUGCAAAUCACCUGAUAUAACCAUAAAUCGAACACCUAACUGAAAAAAACUAUAGAAACAUUACUAGCUAAAAUGUUAAAUCAAAUGCAUAGAUUUUCUUACACAAUCUGCUUCUUGCUGUUCUUGAUUGCCACCGGAACCCUAAGAUUACACCGUUUCGCCGAAGGCCUACAACGUAGGAUCCACGUUUCCGACGAUCUUAACGACGUCGUAGACAAUGAGGAGGGCGAAGAACUGAAACAAUGGGGCGAAAAGAAAACCGCAAACUCCGAGUCCGACCCGCCGCCGAAUGAUGUCGAAAAAAUGAGCCCAUCGGAUAUCCAGUCUGAAAUGAUGAAGCGGGUUCUAGGACCCGUUUUCGGAUUCGUUAAGCUCCGACCCGGAACUCGUCGGACUCCGGAGAUGGUUACUCAUAUUGCCAAGCGAUGGGUCAAUCUAGCAAGAAGUGUAGCAAUUGAGACAAAGUUCAUAGGUGUUGAUUGGACCACAAUAAUGUUCACCAUGGAAAAAGGUCGAGAUACAACAGAGUUGAAAAUGUUUUUGCUGGAACAAGAAGAAGCAUAUGAGAUCAAAAUAGGGGACCAACUAUUUCGAAGACCAGGUGACCCUCCUUUUGAUGAAGUAUUCGAGAUUGAGGAAGAGAAGAGCAGGCACUCAGAGUUAUAAUGGCUAGAACCAAUCCCUUCUUUUCUCCUCUAUUUCAUUUGUACAUUGGUUCAUUCUUCCGUGCAGCUCGUUUAACAAUCCUCCAAACAACAUCUAUAAAGAGACAGGUUACUGGACAUGGCUGACAUCUUACCCCUCACUCUUUAGUUGGGUAUCCGGUAUUUGUAUUGGUGAACAUUAAUAGUGAUUCUUUUGAACGAUCAAUAUGUAUGCAAACUUGCACGAACACCAUUAUUAUAAGUUACUAUUAAUAAAUAAAUAAAUCAUAUUCUGCCUAUUA